AUGGAUUCAACAGGUAAACAAAAGGAUACUGCGGCAAAACGUCGCGCUUGUGAUGAGUGCAGAAUCCGAAAACUUGCAUGCUCAAAGGAUCCUAAUGGAUGUGAAAGAUGUGUGCGAGAAAACGUAUCAUGUCAUUACUCUCAACAGAAACAAAUGGGUAGACCAAGAAAGCGUCAAUUUAUCGAAACUAUUAGAGUUGAACCACCCGAUACACAAAACAACCCACAACCUCUUCUCGAUGAUGGCACAUUACUCCCUCUCUUUGGCGAUGAACCUUACAAUUUCGAUGACAACGACUUUGCUGAACCAUAUUAUACUAAUUCGAAUUUCAAUGGAUUUGAUGAUGCCCAGCAAUUUCCACAAACUCUCCCUCUGGACACCCCACAUCCUCUCUGGGCCUCAAAUGUAGAUGAUGGCCGGAAUAUGUGGCAUUUUGGAAACGGUGAUAUGCUAGGCCCUGCUGCCAUCGACUCUAGUAGUAUGAAUAUGGAAAAACAGGGUGAAACUCAACCCGCAGCCAACCAAGAAGCUGAAUUAUCAACGGGGUCAAAUCCUUCCUCCUCUUCGCCUAAUGGUAGUGAUGGUCCCUUUCCAAUAUCAGGCGAUAAAUGCAGCUGCUUAUCAUCAAUGUAUUUGUCACUAUCAGCAUUGCAACAGUUCCCAAGUGAAAUCGAUGAAGCUCUAAAGGUAGUUCGUGGCGCUAGUAUUGUGGCAUCGAAAGCCAUUUGGUGCCCCUCCUGUGGUGCGAUAGCGUUAAUUUCACCCACACCCCCUAUUGAGGCCUUCCAAAAUACGAUGCUCAUCGGAACUAUAUUACCUAUCAUAGCGAAUGGAUACGGCCGUUUACUAAAAAUGGUUGACGAAGCGACUGCUGAGGCAAUUGCUAAAGGGCAGACCAAAAUCUUUAGGUAUCUUGAAUAUGGUGGUUUAUGCGAGCACCAAAGACCAAUUAACGAGGCAAUAGAGUGCAUAGGUGACGCAUUAUCCAUGGCAGAUAGAGAAAUGCAACCAGCAGAGUGGCGAACUACUGUAAGAGCUUUGUUGCGAGCUGACAUCUAUGGCCAUGACCAACCUGGAUUCAAGUACAAAGGAUUAAGAGAUCUCAUUUCCGAGAUGGAGCAAAGACAGAACGCUCGUCACAAUAUAUUAGAUGCACAAGUUGCUGCGGGUGUGCGGUCGCUAGAGCAUGACCACUUCCCAGAUUUGAAGGUUGCAGAUUUGACUGUCAGGCAAUGCUAUGGGGAGAGAACAAGGGGGUGCUUGGAGAUCCUCAAAAUGGCUAAGAUGGCUGUAGAUAGCAUUGUUAUUGCAUGA
Messenger RNA from Botrytis fragariae, 1314 nucleotides. Its product is annotated as putative transcription factor cys6 protein. Gene Ontology annotation, biological process: positive regulation of transcription by RNA polymerase II. The coding region runs from base 1 to 1314 and encodes 437 amino acids. The transcript is spliced from 2 exons. The record is from RefSeq and is a predicted model, not a curated record. Gene Ontology annotation, molecular function: DNA-binding transcription factor activity, RNA polymerase II-specific; sequence-specific DNA binding; zinc ion binding. Gene Ontology annotation, cellular component: nucleus. NCBI's taxonomy places the organism in Eukaryota, Fungi, Ascomycota, Leotiomycetes, Helotiales, Sclerotiniaceae.